Molecule: messenger RNA, 2005 nt
Organism: Amphibalanus amphitrite
Lineage: Eukaryota; Metazoa; Arthropoda; Thecostraca; Balanomorpha; Balanidae
Exons: 4
Coding region: 156-1139 (327 amino acids)
Source: RefSeq, a predicted model, not a curated record
GGCGUAGGACCGCCCGCCCGGACUUGUGUGUCCGAGGUGGGCCGGAGCGCAGCGCCGGCUGCUGCCUCCUAACUGCCUGCUCGGGACGCCCGCCUCCACCCCAGGCGAGGAAGGUCCCGGUACAGCACAUUAGUGGGGCACCCUGACUGGUCACCAUGCUGCUGCUUCUAUUCCUGCUCAAAGCACUCAAAUUUGGCAUAGCUUGUCAGAAGAUUCCGCUGUACUACGGCACGCUGGACCCAGCUCUAGCGCUUCCCGGAGGACCGAUAACGGGCGUCAUCUCAUCGUGUCAAUGCUGCGCCUUCUGCAAUAACAAUGAGCUGUGCAAGAGCUUCAGCUUCCGUGGCAGCACCGGCGAGUGCACGCUGUACAGCAAGGUGGGCAGCUACCCGACGUUCCUCCGACAGGACUGGGGUGCGGAGGAUACGGAGUUCUACAUCAUGCCGCGUACCUCCACGACUGAAGAAUUUUGCCGUCAAGAUGAAGACUGCGUGAACGGAGAACCUUGUUUGGGGAGAGUUUGCACCACCAACCGAACGAUAACCUGUCUCUCGAUCAAGGAGCUGAACCCCACCAUCAACACACACACGUUCUGGGGCGCGGUCGACGGCACUGAGAUCCGACUGUCCUGCUUGAUGGACGUCCAGGGCGGCGGCUGGACGCAGCUGGUCGAUGCUGUGUUCAACUUCUUCUGGCAGCCAGCAGACGUCCUCAGUUUGAACAGUACCACCGUGGACGGGGACGUCCCGAGAAUGAGAAUGGGACAGCCAUAUUCUGCGCUAUGGGCCGCCGAGCUAAUCCGCGACUCCAGGCCGGGAGACUACAAGGUCAUCGUCAGAAGCCAAGCUCCGGAGAAGGGCGUGCUGUUCUCGGCGCCGCGAGCCCAGAGUCUGCUCGGAACCACGCCCGUCAGUGUGCCCUACGCGGCCGAGCCGGCCGGCAGCGGCUUCAGCUUUUGGACAGGUUCGGUGGUGUUCCCCUACAUGUUGAACCAAAACGGCAUCGUCUAUCACAUGAAUGACAAAUCUUACAUUCAUGCCGGUGGCAUCAUGAGAAGCUCCCCAAUCACCUACCGUCGCUGGGCCAAUGGCGCUGAACAUCCUCACACUAUGCAGGUCUGGAUUAAGGAGGGACAGUAGAAGACGCUCUACAUAUUUUGCUUUCUGUUCUCUUUUCCUCCUUUUAUCUGUCCCUGUCACAUAUUAUGCAAGUUUCAAUUAGUAGCUGAUAGCACGGCAUUAUAUACCUAAAUGCUAGUUUGUGUAUCUACGAGAUUCACACAAACGUAUAGGUAAAACCGGAAUGAAACGCACGGUAACGGACCCUUUAAAGCUUGGAGCGGAACUAGCUACAGCACUCUCGGAAUUAAAUGCACUCCUUGUUAGUUCAUACUUCUUCGGCAUUCAUUUCACUGCCUAACAGCGCCUUUUCCAUUUGGAUGCACCUGGACAGAAAGGUGUUCUUGGGAGCUUUACUGCGUGCGGCGCAAAAUAAUGAAGUUGAUAGUCCUGUCAACCUAUAGUUUCCUACUCCCAUCCUGCUGUCCCAUCCAGCUAGCGCAUGAUGGGACAGCGAGAACGGCACACGCUGAACAAGUGAUAACUGUGUCACCACUGCCCUGCGGCACGUUCAAUUUUAGAGUUAUAUAAAUUCCUCUGUGAAUGUAGGUGGGAAGAACAUGACGUAGGAUAGGCCGACGUCUGUUAACAUGUAUGGCGAUCUAUGGAGGAUGUAACGGAAAGGACAUAGCAACAUAACGCAAAGGACGUUAGUAGGGUGGUGUAUAGCGUUGCUGUGUCCUGUUCAGUGUGACUUUCCGAUCGUAGCUUACCACUCAACAGAUAAGGAACAGCGUUUAGUUCAUUCAUUUCAUACAGCUCAUGUGUCACUUUUAUUGAUUAGUACAUAUGUUUCAUCCGUAAACAACGAAUUUGUUUACGGUAGUGAGCGGAGGAAUUCAGCGUGUAACAAGAAACAAACAAACAAAUACAUCAUGUAUAUUGGA